Cuscuta campestris is the source of this 916-nucleotide messenger RNA. The record is from the annotation of a GenBank genome assembly. NCBI's taxonomy places the organism in Eukaryota, Viridiplantae, Streptophyta, Magnoliopsida, Solanales, Convolvulaceae.
CAUUAAACUCCCCAAAUGGCCCAAAGACCGGAUCCAAAAACCCUACUUAAGUAUGUAUACCUCUCAAACUUCCGAGCCCCUUGGCUGAUCGCCGGCGGGGAUAGAAAACAGUAGAGAAGACGUCAACAAUGGUGUCCGGUUCGGGAAUAUGCACCCGGCGGGUGGUGGUGGACGCGAGGCACCACAUGCUGGGGCGGCUGGCGUCGAUCCUGGCCAAAGAGCUGUUGAACGGCGUGAGAGUUGUGGUGACGAGAUGCGAGGAGAUCUGUCUCUCCGGCGGCCUUGUCCGUCAGAAAAUGAAGUACCACCGCUUUCUGCGCAAGCGCAUGAACACUAAGCCUUCUCACGGCCCAAUCCACCACCGUGCUCCUUCUAAGAUCCUCUGGCGUACCAUCCGAGGGAUGAUUCCACAUAAAACUAAGCGUGGUGCUGCUUCUCUUGGUCGAUUGAAAGUGUUUGAAGGGGUGCCUCCACCCUAUGAUAAGAUGAAGAGGAUGGUUAUUCCUGAUGCUCUCAAGGUUUUGAGGCUCCAACCUGGGCAUAAGUACUGCUUAUUGGGAAAACUCUCCUCUGAGGUUGGAUGGAGCCACUAUGAUACCAUCAAGGCUCUAGAGAAUAAGAGGAAGGAGAGAGCACAAGCUUCAUAUGAGAGGAAGAAGCAGUUGAUAAAAUUGAGGCUCAAAGCAGAAAAGGCUGCAGAGGAGAAACUUGGUUCUCAACUUGAGAUUCUUUCCGCAGUCAAGUACUGAAUUCGUACAUUGACUUAAAAAAGGGUUUGUUAUAAUGGAUGUAUUGCCAUACAUACUUCAAGGGUAGUACUGCUAGCAUGAGAAGUCCCAUUUUUGAUUUUGUGCUUUUAAAUAUUGCUUCAAUAUAGGAUUUGUUGGCAUCACUAGCUUAGUUACAUGGCUGCGAU